Molecule: messenger RNA, 702 nt
Organism: Rhinocladiella mackenziei CBS 650.93
Lineage: Eukaryota; Fungi; Ascomycota; Eurotiomycetes; Chaetothyriales; Herpotrichiellaceae
Exons: 3
Coding region: 1-702 (233 amino acids)
Source: RefSeq, a predicted model, not a curated record
AUGCACAAACCUAGCGAGGGUAUCCACAGUGAUGCCUGGAAUGACGCACUUCAACGGCUAGAUUCCUUGGACGCGAGGAAGCAAAAGGCUUACGACAACCUGUCCGAUGCACAGAAAGGUGUCCUGCGAUCGUCCACCGAUGCCGGGGCGAUUGGAAAGCUGCUACUCUCAACCAUCGAUAGAAAUAAAUCUGUGAAGCGGCUUCUCAAAUUCAAUUCCGCCGCUUUGCAGCCCUUUUAUCAGUUUGAAAAAUCAUUCUCUCAAGCUGCGCAGGCGAAUGCGGCGAUAGUGAGCCCUGUCUGGUCGCCCAUCUUGCUCGUUCUACAAUGUACAAUCAACGUCGCCGAAGGCUUCGCCAAAAUAUAUGGAACGCUCAAUACCAUCCUGGAUAGACUGCUUCGAAUUGAUGAAUAUGAAAAGCUAUACUGCUCGCCCAGGGAUUCAAGCCGAAGUAAGCUCGUGCAGAUGGCCCUGACGAGGUUCUACGGCGACGUGAUCGAAUUCUGUUUACUCGCUGUUGCCCACUACAAUAGAUCUGCCCUAAAAUCGCUGGCUCGAGGUCUCGUCACGACUUUUGACGGAGACUUCAAGGAAGUCAUGGACAAUUUGGAAACCCACAUGAAUGAGUUAAGCUGGGUCGCUAAUCUGGCCGACAAACAUCAGCAGAAGCAGCACAUGAAAGGUUGUGAAGGUGAUAUCUGA